This is a messenger RNA of Candidozyma haemuli, 456 nucleotides long. RefSeq lists its product as uncharacterized. NCBI's taxonomy places the organism in Eukaryota, Fungi, Ascomycota, Pichiomycetes, Serinales, Metschnikowiaceae. The record is from RefSeq and is a predicted model, not a curated record. Bases 1 to 456 code for a protein of 151 amino acids. The transcript has 2 exons.
AUGGAAAAUAAUUUCAAUAAGGAACUCUUCUUACUCAGAACCCAACUUGCUGAACUUCAUUGUCAAGUUGCCAUGAAAAGGCUACAUGGAAGUGGUCAUGCAAGCUCUGACUUUAACAACACUAUGAGUGCUAUAUCAGAGAAAGUCAGUAUUCUCGAGGAAGGAUACGCCUCAGACGAAGUGACCUUCAAUAGACGUGAGCUCUUAGUGUUGGAACCCAAGUGCUGGAAAAGCCAAGCUAUAAUGCUUGCAAAUGAAGAGAAACUCACUCUGAAAAGCAACACUCGUGCUGUUGUCGAGGCAAGAAUUUUGACAGAGUUCAUAAACUCUGUUGAUUACCUUACUUAUGAGUAUUAUGACUACAAGUUGAGUCGAAGAUUGUUAGAGUUUUUGACUGGCAUGAUGCCCAUCAAUAAGCAUUUGUUACCGGACUUGGAUGACAUGAAAAGUGCUUAA